Paramecium tetraurelia is the source of this 1725-nucleotide messenger RNA. RefSeq lists its product as uncharacterized. NCBI's taxonomy places the organism in Eukaryota, Ciliophora, Oligohymenophorea, Peniculida, Parameciidae. The record is from RefSeq and is a predicted model, not a curated record. The transcript has 3 exons.
AUGUCUACAUCCCCUACAGGUGUUCAACGUUAUGACAAUUCUCCAUAUGUCACCAAAAAAUAAUAUCCACAAUAUCCAAUACCUCAGCAAUACCAACAAUCAACCCAACAACUCAAUCAACCAGAUUAUUAAGAUGAUAGGUAUCGAGAAUUCGAGGAAAGAGAAGAACAAUACAAUUAUCAGAUCUAAAAAAUGAACGACUAUAUCCAACAAUUAUAACAUGACUUGGAUGUAUCCGAACAUGCCAAACAGGGAUUUGAAGCAGAUUAUCAAAAAGUAGCCUAUGAAUUAUAGAUGUACAAGGAUCAAUUAAAGAAAUUAUACACCAUCUAUCAACAACAAACUGCUCAAUUCGAAACUAUCAAAAAGAAAACACAAGAAUCAAAUCUAAAUGCUGAAAAAACAUAUGAAAAGCAAUUUGAAAUUAAAAAUGAUGUGCAAAAUCUCAUACUGGAUAGAGAUCUUUUGCUUAAUAAAUUAGAACUGGGUGAUAAACAAUACAAUUUUGAUGUCCAAAGCUUGACUCAGCAACUCAAUGAUAAGAAUGCGGAGAUCUAAGAUUAGAGAAAAAGAAUUAAUGAAUUAACUGAAUUGAAAAGAAAGGCUGAUGAGGAAAUAGCAUCCUUAAGAUUUACACUUGAUCAUCAAACUGCAAGAUUGGAAGCAGAAUUGAGAGAAAAAGUACUUAAAUUAGAAGCACUUGAUAAACAAUUUGCUGAAGCCCUUUAUCUCAAAGACAAUGAAUUAGUAGAUGCAUUUGAUAAGAUCAGAAUCUUAGAACAUGAAGUUAGACGUAUUUUAGAUUUGAAUAGAAGUUACGCCUAAGAAUUGAGCAUGUUGGCAAGAGACAAUAGAUUUAAAUAGGAAGAGAUAGCCAAAGUUAGAGAGGAUGCAAAACCUGCUAUGCCAUAGUAAAUUAGUGUCUAAUCAGGUGGUAUGGAGCCUAGAAUGCCACCAGCAUGGGCUGAAAAAUUCCAUAUCAAGAUAGAUGCUUGUUUGGAUUUAUUUGAAAGAAAUCAUGCAAAAUCAUUAAAAUAACUGUGUCUUAAUCUCUGGAAAGCAAAAAUGGAAUUAAAAGCAAGAAACAAAUAGAAUAAAGCCAUGGUUGAAGAGAAUUCAAAUCUUGGUAAAAGUGUAGUUGUAAGUGGAGGAACUGAUAUGAGAGUAACUACAUAUUUUAUAGAUUCAUUUGUGGCUGCCAUUACGUUUGCCAGAGAUGCGAUAUCUAAUGUUGUUUUUGAUAUCUUUGUCAAAAGUGUUAAUAAAGCGAAUAAUAAAAAACUCAACUCUUUCGUUCUAUUCUUUGAAUCUCUUAAAGAAAUGUAACAAAAAUCUAGCAAAGGAUUGUGGCUAGCUUUGGAAACUUAUGCCAAAUUGAGAAAGGCUUUAAGACAUUCUGUGCCAAUCCUUAUAGAUGCAAAAGUUCAGAAUGGAUUACUCUAGAAAGUGGAAUUAGCAAUGGGUAAAUUGCUGAAACAUGAUAUGGAUUUCAGAAAUAAUAUUAAUAAAUGGCUAGAAGGGACUUUAGCCUUUACCGUUUAAAAGAAGGAGGCAGAAGCCUAUGACAAAAAUAAAGAUUAUCUGUUCCUGUUUAGACUUCUAACAGUUAAGUAUAGGAUCAAAUUCCCGCUGUAAGGAAAGACUUUCGAGGUCGAUGUGGACAUUGAGACCACUUUAGAACAUAAAAUUUGUUACGCCUUAAGAAAAGUAGUUAAAUAAUAAUGA